UGGAACCAAUCGAGAAGAAAGGGUGGUCCAGGGUAUGUUUAUCUUUCCACUUACUCCAGGGAUGUUGGAGGGAUGCCUUUACACCUCAUUGGGGCGGCGCACAAACGUCUUUUCGACGGAAACUUCUUUAACUCUCAGAUAGUCUGAUAAAAUACCCUCAGUCUGUGAUUAACACCGAUAGAGAUCACCGAAAAAUUAAUCUCCUUCCCCCAUUUACUAUCGUCUCCCCUCAAUUAACUAUCGAGUAAAAUUUGUGACAGUUCGGUAAACAAAAAUGUUGCGAGGGAAAUUCAAAAAAUCGAGGGACAGUGAAGAUUCUGAGGAGAAGCAGAGACGUCCGAAAUGUGCGAGAUGUCGUAAUCAUGGACUGAUUUCUUGGCUCAGGGGGCAUAAGAGGCAAUGCAGAUACAGGGAAUGUCUCUGUGCAAAAUGUGCACUAAUUGCCGAACGACAGAGAGUAAUGGCUGCCCAGGUGGCUUUAAAGAGACAACAGGCAGCUGAAGACGCCAUUGCCUUGAGUAUGGCGAAAGUCGCGACGGGACAGAGACUUGAUCAUUUACCUCCUGGGAAAAUUUUUGGAAUGGCGGUCACAGCGCCCAAUACAAGUCCACCAUUUCAAUCAAAUUCAUCAAAAUUUAAUUCUGAUACUUCGAAUGAGCAGAGUCCUGCCAAAGAUAAGGGUGUCACAAUACAAAAUGAAGAUGAUAAAUCAGCGAAACAGCCCCUUGAAGAAGAUAAAAAUUACCCAGAAAGAACUCAAUGCAGUCCUUCUCAAAAGAAGAAAAAUGAAGACGAAGUUCAGAAAGAGACGACAGAAGUCUCAGAGAGUUCGAUUGAGACCCUGGCGAGGCUUUUCCCCAGCACUAAACUGUCAGUGAUUCACUUGGUCCUCCAAAGAUGCGGACAGGAUCUACUGAAGGCCAUUGAAUAUUUUGCAACCAACAAUAACAGCGGUUUCAUAGGCUCUCCACACUCAGCAUUUCGUCCCCACAUUUCCACAUCAUCAGAAAUUAAAUCAACCACCGACAUCAAUUCACUAUUCCCUCUAUCCUCGAUCUACUCGAGUUCCUUCUCCAGAAAUUUGUACAGUAACAGCUAUUAUCUCCUCAACAUGCGGGGAAAUCAAUUGCCUUGCAACUGCAUUCCCGAUGCAACUUCAUCUCAUGAAUUGGACAAUAGUCUGUUCAACUUUGGGUACAAUAAUUAUGUUAAUGUCAAUGCUUUGCAACAACUACGAGAGCACAGUGGUGAGCCUGAAUUGCUCCAUCUACCGUCUGUCAUCCCCGGAAUACCGUGUAUUCAACCAAAUUGCGCACAGUGUUACAAAUAUAUUUAA
Molecule: messenger RNA, 1336 nt
Organism: Diachasmimorpha longicaudata
Lineage: Eukaryota; Metazoa; Arthropoda; Insecta; Hymenoptera; Braconidae
Gene: dmrt93B
Product: doublesex- and mab-3-related transcription factor 3a
Exons: 3
Coding region: 275-1336 (353 amino acids)
Biological process (GO): sex differentiation; regulation of transcription by RNA polymerase II
Cellular component (GO): nucleus
Molecular function (GO): RNA polymerase II cis-regulatory region sequence-specific DNA binding; DNA-binding transcription factor activity, RNA polymerase II-specific
Source: RefSeq, a predicted model, not a curated record